Brassica rapa (field mustard) is the source of this 2474-nucleotide messenger RNA. RefSeq lists its product as uncharacterized. NCBI's taxonomy places the organism in Eukaryota, Viridiplantae, Streptophyta, Magnoliopsida, Brassicales, Brassicaceae. The record is from RefSeq and is a predicted model, not a curated record.
CUGAAACUACUCAGUGUUAAAGUUUAUUGUGUUUAAUUUUUUUUAAGGUUCAAAAGGAUGAACAACCCACCAACAGAUGCAGCACCUCCUUCUCUGAAGCGAAAUUCAAAUGAUGUGGGAUGGGAAUUUGGAGUCUUAUGUGAUCCGAGAAAUUCAGACAAAGUCAAAUGCAAGUUGUGUGGAAAACAGUUCUCUGGUGGUGUUUUCAGGAUGAAAGAACACAUUGCUCAUGUGAAAGGGAAUGUCUCACCCUGCCCUGUUUCAUCUAAAGCGGAUCAAGAGAAGUGUAAGCAGGCAAUUCUUGAUGCAAAAGAGAAGAAGAAUUUGAAAAGGAAACAUGAUCAAGCAUUGAGGGCAGAGGUGAACAUAUACAAGGACAUCAAUACUGAGGAACUGGAAAAAGAGUUGGGAACUCUUAAAAGUCCUCACUUCCAAGGUCCUAUUGAUCAGUAUGCAACCUCCAUUAACCCUGAAGCUUCUUUGGCGGCACAAACACGACAACAGAGUAUCCAUGAUGCCAUAUCUAAGGAGAAGACACAUGCAGUCCGUCAAUACUGUUCUAGAUGGAUUUAUGAGGCAAAUAUUGCUUUCAACGCUAUUGACAACGACAGUUUCAGGAUGUUUUGUGAAGCGUUGGGACAGUUUGGGCCUGGUUGGGUUCCUCCAAGUCAGUAUCAGCUUAGAGAGCCAUUGUUAAAUGAGGAACAACAAAGGACCAAGGAAAAGUUGAAGAGUCUAGAAGAAGAAUGGGAUAAAGAAGGUUGCUCAGUGAUGACAGAUGCAUGGACUGAUAUGAAGAGAAGAAGCAUAAUGAAUCUGUGUGUCAACUCAAGGGGAGGUACAUGUUUUCUUUCAUCAAAAGACACUUCUAAGGAUUCUCACACGGGUGAGUACAUCUUCAAAUACAUUGACCAGUGGAUUGAAGAUAUUGGAGCUGAAAAAAUAGUGCAAGUGGUCACUGAUAAUGCUACAAACAACGUGGCAGCUGCAAAGAUGCUGAAACAGAAGAGACCAAGGAUAUUCUGGACAGGUUGUGCUGCUCACACUUUAGAUUUGAUGCUUGAGGCCAUUUCCAAACUUCCUGGUAUUGCAAAGAUAAUUGAUCAAGCAAAGGCUGUUACUAUCUUUGUAUAUGCUCAUCAUACAACACUGUCCAUGAUGAGAACAUAUACAAAGAAAAGAGAUAUCGUGAGACCAGGAGCAACAAGAUUUGCAACUUGCUUUUUGACUUUGCAAAGCCUAUACGAGAAGAAGGCACAACUGAUGAGCAUGUUCGGCAGCGAUGAAUGGCAUGACUGUAAGCACUCAAAGUGUGUGAAGGGUAAAAAUACGUUUGAUACAAUUAUGAGUCAUGGCUUUUGGAGUAGUGUGACGGUUGUGUUGAGGAUCUUCAGUCCUUUAGUGAAGGUUCUAAGGCUGGCUGAUGGAGAGAAAGUACCUUCUCUUGGAUUCAUUUAUGGUGAGAUUGUCGAAGCUAAGAAGUCUAUCAAGGAAGCUUCAAAUCAUGUGGAGAAAAACUACCUACCUAUCUUUCGGAUCAUUGAUGAGAAAAUGAAAGAUAGGUUAGAUUGUCCUUUGCAUGUUGCUGCCUACUUCCUCAAUCCUUAUUAUUUCUACAAAGAUCCAGAAAUUCUAAGUGAUUUUAAGAUCAUGGAUGGAUUCAUAGCUUGUGCUGAGACUUUCUAUCAUGGCGACUUUGAGAAACAAGAUAAAGUUGUGAAUCACGAGAUCAAUUUUUACAAGAACAAAAGUGGCUCAUUUGGCAGACCUUUAGCACUGAAAGGAUGUGAAAUUAAGAAUGACAAAUUUGAUCCAGGUUUGUAUGUUCAUAUUAUUUGUUUUCAUUAACUUCAGAUAUUUAUUCAUCAUAUGUGACUGAAUUGAUCGUAGGGAAUUGGUGGUCCACAUACGGAUGUGGUACACCAACUCUUCAAAAGAUGGCUACAAGGAUCCUUGCUUUGACGUCAAGCUCUUCCGGAUGUGAAAGAAACUGGAGCUGCUUUGAAGGGGUUAGUUUAUUAGUUUUUUUUUCUCUAAAAAUGUGAUAUUAUUGCUGAAAUUCAUUACUCUUUUAUUACAGAUUCACACAAAAAAAAGAAACAGGCUGGAUGUCAAUCGCUUAAAUAGCUUAGUCUAUGUGCAAUUCAACGCAAAACUGUUUAAGAAGCAGAAAAAAAUUAGAGAGCAAAAUGCUGAUGUGAUAUUCGAUGAUGGUAAUGAAGAUACAGUGGAAGAAUGGCUUGUAGGCCGUGUAGAAGAGAUGGAUAGUGAUCUUAAUUUGCUGCUUGUAACCCAAGCUCCAAGGGUAAGAGAUCUAUAUGAUGAUGACUUUGAGUCUGAAGAUGAUGAAGAAUAUGUUGUGGACAUGGAAUUUGAACCGGAUAUAUAUCAGCAUGUUCCUCUCUUCCAUGACUCACAAUCUAAUUAGUAAGGUUAGUAAGUCAUCUUAGAUCUCUGGUCAUUUUUGUAUCUAA